UCCUUGUCCUCGACCACUUCCAUUUCUGUGCCUUCCGGCUGUUCCUACUCCAAGGCCUUCACCGCCACUGCACAAUCCGACUUGGACACCUUGGCCGGCUGUCAGGCUAUCAAGGGUGAUGUGAUCAUCACCGGUAACUUGGGCUCUGCCAACAUUGCUAACGUCAAGGUCAUCUACGGUGACUUGCAGGUCUACGACACCCAAACCUUGGAAGCUCUCACUGCCGACUCCAUCACCACCAUCACCGGUGCCUUGAAGUUGCACAAUGACACUCUUUUGUCCACUCUGUCCUUCGCGUCCUUGAGUUCCAUUGGUGCCAUCAACUGGGUCACUCUUCCAAACUUGGGUGAAACUGGUUUGCACGAAGUCUACGAAUGUAACUCUAUCUUGGUUUCCGACACCAACCUUACUGCCUUGGACGGUCUUAACCCAACCGACGUCGAGGUCUUCAACGUCAACAACAACAAGCAAUUGGUCAGCAUCUCUUCAGGUAUUGAAACCGUGUCCAACGCCUUGACUGUUGCCUUCAACGGUAACGACACUACCGUCGAAUUUGAGGACCUUAUCUGGGCCAACAACAUGACCUUCUACUCUGUCUCUUCCAUCUCCAUCCCAGAAAUCAUUGCCAUCAACAAGUCUGCAGGUUUCUUCGAAUCUAGUGUUGAAGAGUUGGACUUCUCAUUGGUCACCUCUAUUGGUGGUGAUUUGACCAUCGAGAACAACGAACAAUUGAACUUCAUCGAUUUCGGUAACGUCACCUCCAUUGGUGGUGGUUUGGUCAUUGUCAACAACACCGACUUGGUUUCCAUCGACAACCUCGACUCCAUCAAGUCCAUUCAAGGUGCCGUCAUCAUCAAGGGUGACUUUGACAACUGUACCAUGCACUCUUUGAAGACUGUUAAGGGUUCUUUCGACUUAGAAACUUCCGGUUACGCCGACUGUGACCCAUACAAGAAGUUGUCUAAGAACGGUGGUAUCAAGGGUGACUACACCUGUAAGGCUAAGGCCAAGAAGUCUUCUUCUAGCUCUGCCACUUCUAAGUCUACCAAGUCUUCAUCCACCAAGACGAAGUCUUCUACAAAGUCCACUUCUGGUUCCGAUGACUCCGCUGACAAG
Molecule: messenger RNA, 1116 nt
Organism: Pichia membranifaciens NRRL Y-2026
Lineage: Eukaryota; Fungi; Ascomycota; Pichiomycetes; Pichiales; Pichiaceae
Exons: 1
Biological process (GO): fungal-type cell wall organization
Cellular component (GO): fungal-type cell wall; plasma membrane
Source: RefSeq, a predicted model, not a curated record